Molecule: messenger RNA, 357 nt
Organism: Colletotrichum higginsianum IMI 349063
Lineage: Eukaryota; Fungi; Ascomycota; Sordariomycetes; Glomerellales; Glomerellaceae
Exons: 3
Coding region: 1-357 (118 amino acids)
Biological process (GO): mitochondrial respiratory chain complex III assembly
Cellular component (GO): Cbp3p-Cbp6 complex; mitochondrion
Molecular function (GO): ribosome binding
Source: RefSeq, a predicted model, not a curated record
AUGGCGCGUUCGACCAGCCAAGCCUAUAGGCACUUCCGCACCGCCCUCGCCUUGUGGCCCAAGGAUAACCUCCGCCCCGAGACCCAGUUCAACGAGAUCAUCCAGAGAGGCAUCGAGAGGAGGUACACGACGCCCAAUAUCGUCGACGAGGCCAAGGAGCUCAAGCAGGUGAAUGCGCUAUACGCGCUUGCCGACGACCGCUUCAAGAAGACGUUUCCCCUCAACGGUGACCUCCUUCGGCCCGCGAGCCAGCCGACCUACUUCCAAGACCUAGUGAGAGAGCUUGAGGAGGCCCCGACCCGAGGCUGGCUCAAGAACAUGUCCAAGAAGUUGUCCGGCAUGUUCCGGUUCCAAUAG